AUGAGGACAGUGGGUGCUGGGACGGGCAGGCUUAAAGGUGGCCCCUGCAAAGUUGCGGCGGGACCCGCUGGGGGCAGGCAGGGGGUCACCGCUAAAGUGUUUUGUCUCCUGCAAGCAGAUCCAGCAGGGCACAGCAUGAACCAAGAGGACUGGAAUGCGGAGAUGGGGGAUGAGGCAUCACCAAUCCUUCCACCCCUUGAGCAGGCUAGCUUCUCUGAAAGACGAAAUGGCCCCUCGUCUGACUUCAGUCCAACUGUAGGCUCAUUCGGUGCUGUUGAAAGACCUAACAGAAGUCAGCAUAUGCAGGAUCAUUUUGGAGGAUAUUCUAGGAGUAGAGGUAUGGAUGAAUGUCUGAACAGACAGUGUCAACCAGUGAGUAGAUUUGGUAGCGGAAGGAAUUUUGCAAACAGAGGUUUUCAAGAAAGCAACGUUGUAGAAGAUUCUAGUACACAAAAUAGAGGUUUUAGAGGAUUUCCUGGUGGCUUUGGACGAAGUGAGAGUAUUAAAGAUGAGCAAAGAGACAGACCUCAGUCUGACAUUUUUCUUGGCUCUAGAGGAAGAGGAGCAUUUGGAAGUCGUGCAGCAAUUAACUUUGGAAUGCUUUCUUUAACAGCAGCUUACAAAGAAUGCAAUGAAGGAAUAGAUUCUGAAAGAGGUCCAAAGGUGACUUACGUGCCCCCUCCUCCACCUGAUGAUGAACAAGCCAUCUUUGCGCGUUACCAGACAGGAAUUAAUUUUGACAAGUAUGAUGAAAAUGUUGUCGAAGUGUCAGGACUUGACCCUCCAGCACCAUUACUGACUUUUGAAGAAGCUAACCUCUGUCAGACUUUAAACAUGAACAUUGCCAAAGCUGGAUACUCUAAACUUACUCCAGUGCAGAAGUAUAGCAUUCCUAUUAUACUGGCAGGACGGGAUUUAAUGGCCUGUGCCCAGACAGGAUCAGGAAAAACCGCAGCUUUUCUUCUACCAAUUGUGGCCCAUAUGAUGAGAGAUGGCGUAACUGCCAGUAGCUUUAAAGAGCAGCAAGAACCAGAAUGUAUUAUUGUCGCCCCAACUAGAGAACUGAUAAACCAGAUCUUCCUAGAAGCAAGGAAAUUCGUGUAUAGAACUUGUAUAAGGCCUGUUGUGGUCUAUGGAGGUACACAAACAGGCCAUUCAAUUCGUCAGGUAAUGCAAGGCUGUAAUAUACUAUGUGCUACUCCAGGAAGGCUUCUAGACAUUAUUGGAAGAGAGAAGAUUGGUUUGCAUAAUGUGAAAUAUUUGGUGCUAGAUGAAGCGGACCGCAUGCUUGAUAUGGGUUUUGGGUUAGAUAUGAAGAAGCUGAUUUCUUACCCAAGCAUGCCACCAAAAGACAAACGUCAAACACUAAUGUUUAGUGCCACUUUUCCUGAAGAAGUUCAGAGGCUGGCUGGCGAAUUUUUGAAAACUGAUUAUUUAUUUGUUGUUGUUGGACACGUGGGUGGAGCUUGCAGUGAUGUUCAGCAGAAUAUUCUUCAGGUUCCUCAGUAUUCCAAGAGGGAUAAACUGAUAGAAAUUCUACAAAGCAUAGGUCAUGAACGAACCAUGGUGUUUGUGGACAAAAAGAAAAAAGCAGACUACAUUGCAGCCUUUCUUUGUCAAGAAAAAAUAUCAGCCACUAGUAUCCACGGAGAUAGAGAACAGAGAGAGAGAGAAGUAGCUCUUCAGGAUUUUCGUUCUGGAAAAUGUCCAGUUCUUGUGGCAACUUCAGUGGCAGCAAGAGGUCUGGAUAUUGAAAACGUUCAACAUGUUAUUAAUUUUGAUCUCCCUUCCACCAUUGAAGAGUAUGUACACCGAAUUGGAAGAACUGGUCGUUGUGGAAAUAUAGGCAAAGCAGUUUGCUUCUUUGAUAACACUUCAGAUGGCCAUCUUGCACAACCUCUAGUUAAAGUGCUUUCAGAUGCCCAGCAGGAAGUUCCUGUUUGGUUGGAAGAAAUAGCUUUUGGUUUUCAAGGAGAAAGAGUCUUUACAUCAGCCAGUACCCAAAAGAAUUACAGAGGCAGAGGCAACACUAGCCCAGGAAGAAUGAAGAUGUCGUAUUCUGCAAGUGCAUUUGAGUCAUGGGAUUAA
This is a messenger RNA of Nipponia nippon (crested ibis), 2088 nucleotides long. The record is from RefSeq and is a predicted model, not a curated record. Lineage: Eukaryota; Metazoa; Chordata; Aves; Pelecaniformes; Threskiornithidae.